CAAGAGUUUGCAAGAAAACUACAUUGAGUAUGAGUAUGAACUUUAGAAAGCAGAGAGACUACCAUAGGCAGGGACCAAGAAUGGGAGAGAAACAGAAAAGACAAUGGAAGCCUCGGAAUUCUCCACAGAUUCCUUGCAUUAGAGUCCCUCCCUCUGCUUCUAACACUUUAUUACUUAAGGACCUAAAUCAAGGGCAGAGGCGCUACUUAUACAGCAUCAUGAGGAUUUACAACUCCUGGCCCCAGUGGGAGGCGCUGCAGACUCGCUAUAUUCACACACUUCAGCACCAGCAGCAGCUGGGUUAUAUUACUCAACGGGAAGCCUUGGCUUGCGCAGCUGUGCUGAGAGAUUCAACUGAGAGAGCAUCAGCCAAGGUAGUGCCUCAAAGAAUAUUCCCACGAAAGGCUUCAGCCAUGACAAGAAUUUGUCCAUCAACAGAAUCUGCAUCUCUGGUUCGAUGCAAGGCUCAAAGUGCCAGGCUCUAA
Messenger RNA from Sorex araneus (European shrew), 485 nucleotides. It is a transcript of the gene FAM216B, whose product is annotated as family with sequence similarity 216 member B. The transcript has 4 exons. The record is from RefSeq and is a predicted model, not a curated record. NCBI's taxonomy places the organism in Eukaryota, Metazoa, Chordata, Mammalia, Eulipotyphla, Soricidae. The coding region runs from base 30 to 485 and encodes 151 amino acids.